UCUAUCUCGCAUGCAAGUCAGUAGUCCGCAGAAAGUCGUGCUUGGCAAAGGCUUAUCCGCCGUGUCCGAAGCCUCGGGUGACCUGCCGCCGCUGGUGGAUCUCACCGGCCAGGUACGUAAGACUGACCCGCAGUCUGUGGGCGGUGGUAGCUCUUCCGACGUCUGGAAGGGCGUGGCGUGGGAGACGAGGCGCGUUGCGAUCAAGGGGCUAAGAGAUCACAAGGCGACGCCAGAGCGUAUUCAGCGACUCGUGAAAGAAGCAGAACUAUGGCGCAACCUCAAGCAUGACAACGUUCUUCCUUGCUUCGGUCUCGCGAGAGAUCAGUGUCCUACUAUUGCACUGGUCUCCCCGUGGAUGGAAAACCAGAGCUCGGUGAACUAUAUCCAGAAGAACCCGGGUUGUGAUAGACGCCGAAUUCUUCGCGGCACGGCCAGAGGACUGGAAUACUUGCAUCGUAAUAGCGUGGUGCAUGGUGACCUUCGCGGAAGCAACAUCCUCAUUGACGGGAACGGCGACGCGAAGAUAUGCGAUUUUGGUCUAGCAGCUGUCGGAUCGGACAAUAUCGGCUCGACCUCGAUUGCGGCAACUGCGGCUCGGUGGAUGGCUCCGGAGAUGAUGAGCGGGCAGGUAUUGCCUGGUGCUCCCAGUGAUGUGUUCAGCUUCGGGCGUACUAUUCUUGAGAUCAUGACUGGCAAGAAGCCCUUUGCGGAAAUGCGCAACGCCUUCCAGAUCGUGACUGACGUGUGUGCGAGGAAGAACCCCAGGCAGCCGAUGGAGCCAGAGGUCAUCGCCCGCGGUCUCAAUGACGACGUGUGGAAGUUUUGCUUGCGAUGCUGGCAGUUCCAGCCCGAGGCCCGGCCGGGGAUGCAGCAGGUAUUACAGGAAACUGAGUCGCUCCUUUGGGCUCCAUGA
Dacryopinax primogenitus is the source of this 913-nucleotide messenger RNA. RefSeq names its product kinase-like protein. NCBI's taxonomy places the organism in Eukaryota, Fungi, Basidiomycota, Dacrymycetes, Dacrymycetales, Dacrymycetaceae. Bases 11 to 913 code for a protein of 300 amino acids. The transcript has 5 exons. The record is from RefSeq and is a predicted model, not a curated record. Gene Ontology annotation, biological process: protein phosphorylation. Gene Ontology annotation, molecular function: ATP binding; protein kinase activity.